Ictalurus punctatus (channel catfish) is the source of this 845-nucleotide messenger RNA. RefSeq names its product phosphopantothenoylcysteine decarboxylase (gene ppcdc). Gene Ontology annotation, biological process: coenzyme A biosynthetic process. Gene Ontology annotation, molecular function: phosphopantothenoylcysteine decarboxylase activity; FMN binding. Gene Ontology annotation, cellular component: phosphopantothenoylcysteine decarboxylase complex. The record is from RefSeq and is marked provisional. Lineage: Eukaryota; Metazoa; Chordata; Actinopteri; Siluriformes; Ictaluridae.
AUACAGUUCACCCGCCUGUAAUGAGGAGAAAUGUAAUCUGUUAUUUAAAAAGAGUUUUCGGUUAACUAACUCGUGCAAUGCAGCCCACUUCUGACUGUACUAACGUGAGCUCAGCGCUGAACUUGAGUUGUACUGGUUCCGGUUUUCACGUUCUACUGGGUGUAACUGGUAGUGUUGCAGCACUGAAGUUGCCUUUGUUGGUGACGCAACUUCUUGAAAUCCCUGGGAUUGAAGUACGGGUAGUCACCACAGACCAUGCCACCCAUUUUUACAAAGUUGCUGAGGUUCCUGUCCGUGUCUACACAGACAACGAUGAGUGGGAGAUGUGGAAAACACGCUCUGACCCUGUGCUACACAUAGAGCUGAGACGGUGGGCCGACCUGCUAGUCAUUGCGCCAUUGGAUGCGAACACACUCGGCAAGAUAGCCAGUGGUAUUUGUGACAAUCUUCUGACAUGCAUUGUAAGAGCGUGGGAUAUGAGUCGUCCUCUACUGUUUUGUCCUGCCAUGAACACAGCCAUGUGGCAGCAUCCGAUCACUGCCCAGCAAGUAGCCACACUUCAGGGCUUCGGCUAUGUGGAGAUCCCCUGCAUUUCUAAGAAGCUGGUCUGUGGAGAUGAAGGCAAAGGUGCAAUGGCAGAGGUGUCAACUAUUGUAGAUGCCAUCCAACAGUAUCUUCCAAGACCAGCUGUUUAAAUCACAACACACGUGGAUGAACGCUGAAGUUGUAAUAUAUGAUGCUAUGAAAAUAUAAAUAAAUAUAUAUAUACACUCACACAUACAUACACACACAAACAUUAUGUGAGAGCGAGAGAGCACUAAUCCAAAUUAAAUCUUUUUUAGAAA